Aspergillus caelatus is the source of this 843-nucleotide messenger RNA. Its product is annotated as nucleotide cyclase. The transcript is spliced from 3 exons. Lineage: Eukaryota; Fungi; Ascomycota; Eurotiomycetes; Eurotiales; Aspergillaceae. The record is from RefSeq and is a predicted model, not a curated record. The coding region runs from base 1 to 843 and encodes 280 amino acids.
AUGAAGGAUCUCUACAAAAUGGCGAUCGAUGAAGCCACGAUAUUUUCUGAAACAGAUAGCAAUGGCACAAUUCUAAAUGUCAACGAUCUUUUCUGUGCAGCGUCAGGCUACACCCGGCUCGAGCUUGUCGGUCAGAAUCACCGCCUAGUCAAUUCACAGCAGCAUAAUCCUGCUUUCUACCGAGGAAUCUGGGCCUCCGUGGCAAACGGAUCUCUAGAAGAUGGGCGGUAUCAAGACGUGUACGACGGACCUCUCCACAUCCUGAGAUACGUUUCUGUAUCAUUCGAUAUUACCGAGUCAAUUCAGGCAAUAGCGGCUCUGCAAUCGCAGGCCUCUUAUGACUCAUUGACUGGGCUCCCUAAUCGCGCAUCUCUACUAAAGCAUAUAGAAGACAUACUAUCUUCAGCUCGCCGCCACCAUUGCAGACGCUUCGCCGUGGACAUGCUGGAUAUGAAUAAGUUCAAGCAGAUCAACGAUAUGUACGGUCAUUGUGAGGACAUGGUGGCCCGCCUUGGUGGGGACGAGUUUGUCAUUGUGUUUGAUGACGCCUCUAUGACUCCCAAUCGUUCUUCUGCGCCAAUCAACGUGGACCGUGUGCCGAAUGGGACCGAACCUCUCUCCGCAAUUUUGGAUAGGGCAUUCAGCGAGUCCUUCCCUUUGGGCGAUGGCAUUUUCUUAGAUACCGUCAAUGCAAGCCUGGGAAUUGCUGUAUAUCCGGAACACGGGUCAGAUUCUGGGACAUUGCUGAGAAAUGCAGACAGGGCAAUGUAUCAGGCUAAGCGCAAAGGCCAAGCAUGCGUUCAUGUCUUUGACUGGGAUAUACGGAGUAACGUGUCCGGUUAA